AUGCUAAUAGUGCCUCCAGAUGAAUCGCCAAAAACUCGCCAUGCCGACCCAAUUAAGAGCGUCCACUUAGCCGUGAAAGAGGAGUACAGGGGAGCGUUCAGGAGCAAGUCCUACACGGACAUCUGUACCCAAGUCCAAAAACACCUCAAAACCACCAGCUCCAAGAGGAAAUCAAGGAACCAAGACUACACUCACCUCCUGGAGCCCAAGCAAGAAGUCCUGUCCUCCAUCAUCCACUGCACCACCCACCUCCCCUCCCUCCUCCUCGACUACUUCGACGCCAGCCUCCACGCCUGCAACUUAUGCGGCUCCCUCAUCGAAUCCAUCGAUCAAGCCCGCGCCGACCACCGCAUCCUCCGAAGAGUCCUUGAACUCGCCACCGCCAGCCAAUGCACCGAGGACCAGCACCACUCCAUGGCAUCCAACCUUGUGCUCUUCUCCAAGCUCGACAACCCCUUCUCGGGACCCAAUCCUACUCGAUUCGAAAGAAUUCACGAAGCAUAUGGAUCGAUGGCGAGGCAGCUGGUGUCGGCCCACCGGAAGCUCAUGCGGCGUCUGAGGUGUAUGAACUUGGGAGUCGGGAUCGGGUCGGCCGCGACAUGCGGUGUCAUCGCCAUGGUGGAGAAUGUUGUGGUUGGAGAAGAAGGAUCGGUGGCUCGAGAGGGAUCUCAGCUCGACGCAGCGGCGCGAGGGGCGUUUGCACUUGACCGGGGCUUCGACACCAUGAGCAGGAUGGUGAGGAGGCUGCAUGAUGAGGUUGAGCAUGGGAGGGAUGUGAUCAGGUUGUUCAUGGAGGAGGAAGACAUGGAAGGAGGAUGGAUGAUGCUAAGAGAGGUGGUGAGGGAGCUGCAACUCAGUGAGGGUCGGUUCAUGGAACAGUUGGCAGAGUUGGAGGAACAUGUCUGCCUGUGCUUCCUUAACAUCAACAGUGCGAGGAGGAUGGUGCUAGAGGAAAUAGUUAUUCCCCGGUGA
Molecule: messenger RNA, 972 nt
Organism: Phoenix dactylifera (date palm)
Lineage: Eukaryota; Viridiplantae; Streptophyta; Magnoliopsida; Arecales; Arecaceae
Product: putative UPF0496 protein 2
Source: RefSeq, a predicted model, not a curated record